AUGUCGGCCGUAGACAAGAUCAAGAACAUGGUUUCCGGCGAGAAAGGGGCAAAAGUUGCCCAGCUGGACGCGGUUAGCCAGACCGUCUCCAAAAACGACCGCCUGACCACCGACUUUGGUGUAAAGGAGCCGACUGCCGAUGAGUGGCUUCGAGUGACUAGCGAGGAUAAGACUGGUCCCAUGCUACUUGAAGAUAACUACGCACGAGAAAGGAUUCAUAGAUUCGACCACGAGAGAAUCCCUGAACGUGUUGUUCACGCCCGUGGCGCUGGCGCCUUCGGUAACUUUAGAUUGUUCGAGAGCGCGGAGGAUGUCACAUUCGCUCCAGUUUUGACAGACACCUCAAGAGAGACACCUGUUUUUGUUCGAUUUUCCACAGUUCAGGGUUCGAGGGGCAGUGCCGACACUGUUCGAGAUGUAAGAGGAUUUGCAGUCAAAUUUUACACCCAAGAGGGAAACUGGGAUAUUGUUGGAAACAACAUUCCCGUCUUCUUUAUCCAGGAUGCCAUCAAAUUCCCUGAUGUUGUCCAUGCUGUUAAACCCGAGCCUCACAACGAAGUUCCUCAGGCCCAAUCGGCGCACAACAACUUCUGGGAUUUCGUGUAUUUACACGAAGAAGCUACCCACAUGUACAUGUGGACAAUGUCAGACAGAGCAAUUCCUCGAUCAUACCGAAUGAUGCAGGGCUUCGGAGUCAACACUUUCACACUCAUCAACAAGAACGGCGAACGUCAUUUCGUCAAGUUUCACUUUACUCCUGAACUUGGUGUCCAUUCAUUUGUUUGGGACGAAGCACUGAAGCUAGCAGGUCAAGACCCUGAUUUCCACAGGAAGGAUUUGUGGGAAGCCAUCGAGAACGGCGCCUACCCCAAAUGGAAAUUCGGCAUUCAGACUAUCCCAGAAUCUAAGGAACACGAGUUUGAUUUCGACAUCUUGGAUGCAACCAAGUUGUGGCCGGAGGAGCUGGUCCCAAUUCGAUACAUUGGUGAAUUGGAGCUCAACCGCAACGUAGAUGAAUAUUUCACACAGACCGAACAAGUUGCGUUCUGUACUGCUCACAUGGUUCCCGGUAUUGGCCAGUCGGAUGAUCCCCUACUACAGGGCCGCAGCUUCAGCUAUUUCGAUACCCAAUUAUCACGUCUGGGCAUCAACUGGCAGGAACUGCCGAUCAACAAGCCCGUAUGCCCAGUCAUGAACUUCAACCGUGAUGGCCAAGGCCGUCACACAAUCACCAAAGGAACAGUUAACUACUGGCCCAAUCGCUUCGAGGCACGUCCUCCGGCCACCCAGCAAGAAGGAGCAUACCGGGAUCCUCCCUUCUCUGUACAAGGUAUCAAGGCUCGGACGAAGAGCGCCAAAUUCAGAGAGCAUUACAAUCAAGCACAAUUGUUCUACAACAGCUUGACGCCUCCAGAGAAGAGCCAUGUUGCAGCAGCUUUCGCUUUCGAGUUGGAUCACUGUGACGACCCCGUCGUCUACGAGCGCAUGUCUCAGCGAUUGGCAGACAUCGACCUUGAGCUUGCACAAACUGUUGCUGAAAUGGUUGGCGGCACCAAGCCAACGAAAGCCUCAAGGGCUAACCACGGAAAGACUGCAAAGAACCUAAGCCAGACUGCGAUCCAGCCGGAGAAGCCUACCAUUGCCAGUCGCCGGAUCGCUAUUAUCAUCGCCGAUGGUUUCGAUAAGGUCACUUACGACGCCAUCACAACGACCCUGAAGGCUUCAAGUGCGCUACCAUUCACCAUCGCUCCGCGACGGUCCGAGAUAUACCCGGCAGGUGCGGACAAGACACCAGGUAACGGCGUGCAGCCUGACCACCACCUCGAGGGCAUGCGGUCUACCAUGUUCGAUGCGGUUUUCGUGCCCGGCGGUGCGCAAGCCGUUCAGACACUCAUGAAGAGCGGUCGGGCGAUCCACUGGAUCCGCGAAGCCUUCGGUCAUCUGAAGGCUAUCGGCGCCUCUGGGGAAGCUGUCCAAUUGCUCAAGCACGCAAUUGCCCUGCCAGAAAUCCAGCUGUCCAGCGACGAUAAGGCAAUUGAAUCUUAUGGUGUUGUUACCAUUGGCAAGAUCUCGCCUGACAGCUUGAAGGGUGCCGUGACCAUUGCUAAGGAAGGCACUGGAUUCGUGCAGAAGUUUUGGUACCAGAUCGCACAGCACAAGAACUUCGACAGAGAAUUGGAGGGCUUGAAUUCACAGGUUGCGUACUAG
Xylaria bambusicola is the source of this 2208-nucleotide messenger RNA. RefSeq names its product catalase. Gene Ontology annotation, molecular function: heme binding; catalase activity. Gene Ontology annotation, biological process: hydrogen peroxide catabolic process; response to oxidative stress. Bases 1 to 2208 code for a protein of 735 amino acids. The transcript has 5 exons. Gene Ontology annotation, cellular component: cytosol. The record is from RefSeq and is a predicted model, not a curated record. NCBI's taxonomy places the organism in Eukaryota, Fungi, Ascomycota, Sordariomycetes, Xylariales, Xylariaceae.